AUGGUGGUGAGGUCAGGUGGUGGGGAUGAAGAAGGAACUGGGUCUUCCAUUUCUUCCGUCACUGGCUCCCGCCCUAAAACUCCGAAAGUGAAAGCGGCAGCGGAGUUUGAAAUAGCAGUGUGUGAUGGUGAGAAAACUGAAGAAGGUGAAAACAGCCGAUUUUUUGAGUGGUUUUGGAGCUUCAAUCCACAACUUUCUUCUCUUUUUCCUAUCUCUGGCUUCGUCACUCUUCCCCUUGAUCACGUCACUUCUUCUUCUUCUUCUUCCUAUACUCAAUCCUCAAUUACAAAGAGGUUGACUGAGACCAUGGCUGUUUGGAAUGAUGGUUUAGUAGAUGUCUUUUGUGACUUAUGUAUCAAGGAGGUGGAUAACAAUAAUCGUCCAAAUACUCAUUUUAAUCCGGAGGGAUGGGUGAAUAUAAUCAAUAAUUUUUGUAAUGAAACGGGCAAAGAAUAUACUAGAAAACAAAUGAAAAAUAAAUGGGAUUCCCUCAAAGAUCAUUGGAAAUUAUGGAAAGAUUUGAAGGGAAAAGAGACCGGUCUUGGGUGGGAUCACAAGCGUCAAACUAUAGAUGCAUCCGAUGAGUGGUGGCGCCUCAAGAUUGAGAAAAACAAGGAAUAUGGAAAGUUAAAGAAAAAGGGAAUUGCACCCGAUUUUGAAGACAAGUUGGAUAAGAUGUUCAUGGGUAUUUCUGCCACUGGUCAGCAUGCAUAUUCACCAUCUUCUGCACUACCUAUCCCUAGAAGUCCACAUGAAGGUAACAAUGAGGUGAACCUUGAAGGUAGUGGUGACUCUGAGGAUAAUGAUGAUUUGGCCCCGGCUCUGCCUAAAAGAAAAAGGAAUGAGAGAGCUGAGAAAGGUAAAGGAGUAGUACCAAAAAAAGAAAAGGUGGGAGGUGCUGCUCAUUUGGCUAAACAAAUUAAUCGAAUGUGUGAGGCAAUUGAGAGUAGGAGCACAGGAACUUCCAUGAUCAAUAAAAGUGUAGAAAGUGGAGGCACUAGUAUUAAGGACGUGAUGAAGGAUGUCACCUCAUUGCCUGGUAUCGAGCAGGGUAAUAGUUUGUGGUUUUUUGCUACUCGACUGUUUUUAAGUCAAGAGAAGAGAGAGAUGUAUUUCACUAUGGAAGAUCGUAACGUGAGGUUGGAGUGGCUGAAUUUUGAGAUGAACCAUAACUAA
Molecule: messenger RNA, 1176 nt
Organism: Rosa chinensis
Lineage: Eukaryota; Viridiplantae; Streptophyta; Magnoliopsida; Rosales; Rosaceae
Product: L10-interacting MYB domain-containing protein-like
Exons: 4
Coding region: 1-1176 (391 amino acids)
Source: RefSeq, a predicted model, not a curated record